AUGUUGCAUGCUAAAGCCCAGCCGACUUUGCUCUAUUUUGGCAACGAACUUCCAAAUGACGAUGUAAAUGAGCUGUUCCGCCACCUACUGCAGCAUAGCAAAGACCGACGGUUUCGACUCCUAAAUGCAUACCUGGAAGAAUCAACGUUGAUUUUGCAAGACGAAAUCGCCAAACUUCCACAUAAUGUCAAGAGUAGGGUACCAUACUUUGACAACAUUGUCACCUUGUCUGAGCAGGGAUAUUUGCGGGAGCUGGGCCUUGGGGCAGCCAUGGAAAGCGCUUUUCUUCUCAUCUUGCAGCUAGGCUUGUUCAUCGGACACCAUGAAGCUUCCGACAGCGAGUUGGAUAUCCUAAAGAAUCAGACGACGGCAUCUGGCUUGAGCGUUGGUCUAUUCUCUGGAGCUGCUAUAGCACUAUCUAGCACUCUCGCAGAAGUUGUGAAAAAUGGAGCUGAAUGCUUAAGAGUAUCAUUUAGACUCGGUGCCUACGUGAACCAAUUCUCUAGUAAGCUAGAGGCGCCUCAGACGGAUAGCACACUUCAAAGCUGGGCACAUGUCGUGACGGGUCUGACGGAGGAGGCCGUAAGAAACGAGUUGAUGCGAGUCAAUGAAGAUCUGGCAAAUCCAGAGCUCUCCAAAGUAUUUAUCAGUGCCGCAGAUAAAUCUUCCGUGAGCAUCAGUGGGCCGCCAUCGCGCAUCAAGUCAGCCUUCUUGAAGUCAAGCGAGUUGCGAUACUCCAAGUCUCUGGCCCUACCUGUUUACGACGGCCUCUGUCACGCGACACAUAUCUACAACCAAGAUGACGUCCAUGCUGUCUUGGAUAUCACGAGCUCCGUAAUUCCCGCCUCACGCCCGCUGCGAAUACCCGUCAUUUCAUCGCGAACGGGGAUGCCGUUUACUGCCACCACUGCAGGAGAACUAUUACCCGAAAUCGUCACAGAAUUGAUUUCGGGUACCAUCUAUCUAGACCAAGUGUUGGCGGGCAUUCUACGUCACAUUGGAGCGGUCCCGGGGUUGCAGACAUGUCGGAUCAAUUCCUUCCGCACCUCAAUCAUCUUCAAGGGUAUUCUUGAAGCUAUUGCGACAGAAUUUCCUGAGCUAACCAUUGAGAAGAAUGAUUUAGUAGAGUGGGUGUUUAAAGAUUUUGGUCCUCGGCGUCGUACUAACCCAUCUAACUCUAAGCUAGCUAUCGUCGGCAUGGCAUGCCGCAUGCCCGGUGGAGGCAAUAGUCUCGAGGAAUUUUGGGAGUUGCUCGAACAAGGUCGUGAUGCAUGCACUACGGUCCCACCGGAUCGAUUUGACUUGAAAACACACUAUGAUCCCACGGGCAAGACAGAAAACGCUGCACAGACGCCUUAUGGGAACUUCAUUGACCGGCCGGGUUACUUCGACGCCAGGUUCUUUGCGAUGUCUCCUAAAGAGGCGGAGCAGACUGACCCAAUGCAAAGACUAGCUUUAACUACGGCAUAUGAGGCUAUGGAGAUGGCAGGUCUUGUCAUCGGACGCACUCCAUCCACGCGCCGUGAGAGAAUCGGCAGCUUUUAUGGCCAAGCCAGCGACGACUGGCGCGAGCUGAACGCAUCGCAAAAUAUCGGCACCUAUGCCGUACCUGGCGGAGAGCGCGCCUUCAUCGCCGGCCGCAUUAACUACUUCUUCAAACUUGCCGGCAUGUGCAUGUGUAUCGACACUGCAUGCUCUAGUUCCAUGGCUGCGGUUCAUACGGCCUGCAUGGCCCUCUGGGCAGGUGAAGUCGACGUCGCAUUGGCAGGCGGUGUCAAUAUUAUCACGGACCCAGAUAACUACGCUGGCCUUUCCAACGCACAUUUCCUCUCCAAGUCUGGGCAAUGUAAGGUUUGGGAUAAAGACGCGGACGGAUAUUGCCGCGCAGAAGGUAUCGGCUCAAUUGUCAUAAAACGGCUAGAGGAUGCUGAGGCCGACAACGAUAACAUCCUGGCUGUCAUACUAUCGGCUUCAACGAACCACUCUGCAGACGCAGUCUCUAUCACACAUCCCCACGCUGGUCACCAGAGGGACAACUAUCGCCAUGUUUUACGCAAGGCUGGUGUGAAUCCAUUGGACGUGAGCUUUAUUGAGCUGCAUGGCACAGGUACCCAGGCAGGCGAUGCUAUUGAGUCUGAGUCUGUCAUAGAAGUGUUUGCACCUCUUAAGCCGCGCCGUCGCAAUGAUCAAAAGCUGCAUCUCGGCGCUGUGAAGAGUAAUAUUGGUCAUGGAGAAGCUGCUGCCGGCAUCUCCUCGCUGAUAAAAAUGCUACUCAUGUUCCAGAAAAAUGCUAUCCCUCCUCAUAUUGGCAUCAAGACCAAGAUCAACCCGCUGCUGCCUAAGGAUAUGGACAGACGUAACGCCGGACUGACCUUCCAGACAACGGCAUGGCCCAGGAAUGUUGGAAAGAAACGUACGUCUAUCAUCAACUCAUUUGGGGCCCACAGUGGUAAUACGACGCUGCUUCUCGAAGAUGCCCCAGAGCGACAUAGAAGCCGCGUCUCCCCCAAGAGCGCAGAUGGACAUAGUUUUCAUGCAAUAACCAUUUCAGCUAAGAGCAAGGAGUCACUUACGGGGAACCUUAAAAACCUCCUCGCCUAUAUUGAUCGGCAUACUGACACUGAUCUGGGUGAUCUGUCGUAUACCACGUGUGCACGACGCACACACCACAAUCUCCGCAUCGCCACAACAGUGUCCAGUGUUUCUGGGCUGCAAAAUUUCCUUCGUUUGUCGAUUAAAAAUGAUGUCACAGCUAAUUUGAAGUCGGUUCCAUCCAAUACACCGUCUGUUGUGCUCACAUUUACCGGUCAGGGGGCGUUCGACCAUGGUAUUUGCCAGGAGUUGUUCGACGCAUUUCCUGCCUUUCACACCCAGGUGUUGCAGCUAGACCAAAUUGUCCGGCGAUUAGGCUUCCCCUCGGUUGUACCCGCUCUCACCGGGAGAACUGGCGAUAAUGAGGUAAUUUCUCUGGCUACCAGCCAGCUUAGUAUCGUGGUUCUCGAGAUUGCCCUCGCCCAUUUCUGGGCUUCACUUGGCGUUCGUCCCAGCGCAGUCAUCGGUCACAGCCUCGGCGAGUAUGCAGCUUUUGCAGUCGCCGGAGUUCUCUCUGCAGCGGAUGUUCUUUAUCUGGUCGGUCGCCGUGCAUAUAUCACCGAGCAACGCUGCAUUCCGUAUAGUCAUGCCAUGUUGUCAGUGACAGCGUCUCCAGACGAGAUUGAACGAGUUCUGAGGAGAGCCCCUGAGACAUCUAGUAUAGAUUACGAGGUGUCUUGCCAGAAUACCCCUAAUGAUACCGUCAUCGGUGGAACUAAAGUACACAUCGAAACUAUUAGGACGGUGCUCGUAGUGAACAGCUACAAAUGCAUCUUGCUAGAUGUCCCAUUUGCAUACCAUACAUCUCAAAUGGAUGGAGUGGUUGAAGAUCUGGAGAUGUUGGCGAAGAACAUGCCAUUUAAUGCGCCUAGUGUCCCUUUUCUAUCUACCAUGCUUGGCACGGCUGUUUUUGACGGCAAGACAAUCAAUGCAAAAUACCUUCACCAGCAAACCCGCGGCACGGUCAAUUUUGCGGCCACCGUUGAGGCUGCCCAUGAACUAGGUCUUGUUGACGACAAGACAGUAUGGAUGGACCUCGGUCCGCAUCCGGUCUGUAUCAGCUUCAUCCACAAAAUUUCUCCUCAGUCUAGGAUUGCGUCGUCGUGCCGCCGCAAUGAGGAAAACCUCUCAACUGUCAUAAAAAGCCUUGUGACGCUACAUCUAGCCGGUGUCACGCCGUUUUGGAACGAGUUCUUUAGGCCCAAUGAAUCAGCCUACUCACUGCUCAAUCUACCCAAAUACAGCUGGAACGAGGUUAACUACUGGAUUCCUUACUUGGGAACUUGGACACUCGACAAAGCACUUCUCAAGUACAACAUCAAAUCUGGGAGUGCAAAAGCCCCUGCAACUCUCCCGUCCACUGGACUGAGGACAUCCACAAUUCACCAGAUCACGACUGAGACAAUUGAAGCAACGACAGCUACACUACAUACCCUUUCGGAUAUGCAGGUGCCGGAGUUUCGCGCCGCUAUCUACGGACAUACCAUGAACAACUGCGGUGUUGCCACCUCAUCCAUAUGGACUGACAUGGCGCUGUCAGUGGGCGAAUACCUGUAUCGCAAGCUAAUACCGGGGAUCCAGAAGGUACAUAUGAACGUUUGUGACUUAGAGGUUCUGCACGCUCAGGUCGCCAGCAAAAUCGAGGGCUGCUCGCAGCCUCUUGCGCUCGAAGCGCAUCUAAAUCUCGACACGCAGUAUAUGUCGCUGGCAUGGUAUAAGGUGAGGGCGGAAUCGGGGGAAUGCGAACAGGAGUGGUUUGCAUCAGCCGGUGUGCGCUUCGAAAACCCCAACGCUUGGAUAUCUGAGUGGAAUCGUACAGCGCAUCUGGUCUUAGGGCGUAUCGAGACGCUACAGCGCCUGGCAGCUGACGGGGUGGCUAACCGCAUAUCCAAAAGAAUGGCCUACUCACUGUUUAAGAACGUGGUCGAUUACUCGGACCAGUACCGCGGCAUUGAUAGCGUUAUUAUGCACGAAUAUGAAGCUGUGGCCAAUAUUACGCUCAUUCCAGAUCGUCACGGCUCCUGGCAUACGCCUCCACAUUGGAUCGAUAGUAUCUGUCACCUACCGGGAUUGAUCAUGAACGGCAGUGACGCAUCUAACACACAAGAUUUCUUCUACGUCACACCUGGUAGCGGCAGUUUCCGCUUGCUGAAGCCAUUAGAACCAGGCUCAAAAUACACUAGUUAUAUCCGGAUGUUCCCCCUUUCCGCGGAGGCUGGUAAUAUGCACGCGGGCGACGUGUAUAUCUUCCAAGAGGAUACUAUUGUCGGUGUCCUAUCCCAAAUCCGCUUCCGGCGCGUGCCGCGCUUGUUGAUGAGUCGUUUCUUUUCCGCUCCAGAUGCUUCUCACACUGCCACGAGUCACCCGCAGGUGGUGCCCAAGCAAAGUUUGAACCCAGCAAGCGCAAGUAAGCCGCAACCAGCAUCACAGCAAGUGACUGGUAAUAUACACAGUCAUAAAAUCACCCCUAGUGGUGUCAAAGUGAGGCAUGUAGCGGCUACCGCACCAGUCAUCACCCAUGAUCACACACAUGGGCCGGUGAAUGGCGCUGCGAGCGACAGUGAGAGUGGCCCUACUGAUGCCGCCUCUAGCAGCCAUUCUACAGCCGAUACCUCAUCCCCACCUCCAGAGGACGAGGAAAACCACGACUUGGGCGUGGUGGCAGAGUGUAUCAAGAUUCUUGCGCGUGAAACGAAUUUGGAGAUGAGCGAGCUGACGGCGGACGCCACAUUUGCGCAGCUCGGUGUUGAUUCUCUCUUGUCAUUAGUGUUAUCAGAGAAGUUCCGUGGCGAGUUGGGUAUUGAUGUCAAGAGUUCGCUGUUUCUGGAGUGUCCGACUGUGGGGGAGAUGAAGGAGUGGAUCGAUCAAAAUUGUUGA
Penicillium taxi is the source of this 5469-nucleotide messenger RNA. RefSeq names its product non-reducing polyketide synthase nscA (gene nscA). The coding region runs from base 1 to 5469 and encodes 1822 amino acids. Gene Ontology annotation, molecular function: fatty acid synthase activity; phosphopantetheine binding; 3-oxoacyl-[acyl-carrier-protein] synthase activity. The transcript has 3 exons. Gene Ontology annotation, biological process: fatty acid biosynthetic process; secondary metabolite biosynthetic process. NCBI's taxonomy places the organism in Eukaryota, Fungi, Ascomycota, Eurotiomycetes, Eurotiales, Aspergillaceae. The record is from RefSeq and is a predicted model, not a curated record.